Opisthorchis viverrini is the source of this 718-nucleotide messenger RNA. RefSeq lists its product as hypothetical. The transcript has 4 exons. The record is from RefSeq and is a predicted model, not a curated record. Gene Ontology annotation, biological process: base-excision repair. NCBI's taxonomy places the organism in Eukaryota, Metazoa, Platyhelminthes, Trematoda, Opisthorchiida, Opisthorchiidae. Gene Ontology annotation, cellular component: nucleus. Gene Ontology annotation, molecular function: DNA-(apurinic or apyrimidinic site) endonuclease activity; double-stranded DNA 3'-5' DNA exonuclease activity; DNA binding. The annotation marks the transcript as partial.
UGGUGGACUGCAUUACCUCAGCGAGGAGUCUCCAGAUUUCCUCAGCAUUCAAGAGACCAAAUGCGCCUCAGACAAAAUUCCAUCUGAAGCACACAUCGAGGGCUAUGAACUUCACUGGUCCUCGGCCGAGAAAAAUGGUUAUGCCGGGACGGCUUUAUAUUCAAAAACAAAACCUUUAAAGAUAACUCGAGGGCUGGGUAAAACCACGCAAAAUUCAGAAGGUCGCGUAAUCACCGCAGAGUUUCCGGAUUUUUAUUUAGUCUCUGUGUACGUUCCUAAUUCUGGUCAAGGUUUAGUGCGCCUACCUUACCGGCAGCACCAAUGGGACCCAGAAUUCCGUCAGCAUUUGAAAGAACUGGACAAGGUCAAGCCCAUUAUCGUAACAGGUGACCUGAAUGUGGCUCAUGAAGAAAUAGAUUUGGCCAAUCCAUCCACAAACCACAGAUCUGCUGGAUUCACUGAUGAAGAACGUGAAAACUUCACUAAGCUACUAAAGGAAGUUGAUUUGGUGGACACAUAUCGUGCUCUCUAUCCUGACAGGGAGAAGGCUUAUACAUUCUGGAGUUACCGAAAAAUGGCCAGACCAUCGAAUACAGGCUGGCGGCUGGACUAUUUUCUAGUCUCUCGGAGAAUCAUGCCCAACGUGUGUGACCACGAAAUACGCUGUGGCGUUCAGGGUAGCGACCAUUGUCCCAUCGUACUGUACUUAAACUUCUAA